Molecule: messenger RNA, 1586 nt
Organism: Xenia sp. Carnegie-2017
Lineage: Eukaryota; Metazoa; Cnidaria; Anthozoa; Malacalcyonacea; Xeniidae
Product: beta-2 adrenergic receptor-like
Exons: 2
Coding region: 163-1173 (336 amino acids)
Biological process (GO): adenylate cyclase-activating adrenergic receptor signaling pathway
Cellular component (GO): membrane
Molecular function (GO): G protein-coupled receptor activity
Source: RefSeq, a predicted model, not a curated record
GGCAGACGAAGAUCAUAAAAUACAACUCAUCAAACAAAUAUUGCCAGCUGCUAUUCUGACAAGAUUGCUGUACAGUGUUCUUCGUAAUCAUUUUGAAAACGUCGUUAAAAGGAACAAGAACCAAAACGAGAAAUCAAAAAAAAACACUUCUAAAGAAAGAGAAUGUCUGGGAACAUGACAACGAGUGACGGUGAAGAAAAUGCAAAAAUAUCAUCGUACUCAUAUAAAGUUAUCUCUUCAUUAUUUAUGUGGAUGCUAAUUUUGUUGAUUAUUGUGGGAAACUCGCUCGCAAUCCUCGUUUACUGCAAGGCAACUCGACUACGAGUUGUAACCAGAUGUUUCAUUAUUAAUCUAGCAGUCACCGAUUUACUAGUUGGUUUAAUCAUAAUGCCCUUUUGGUUUCACAGAAUGCUACAAGACCGUCAUCAAACUGCUAGUUUACUAUACAAGGCAUGGAUAACGUUGGAUAUAUCAUGUUCAACUGCAAGUAUUACGAGUCUAGCGGUAGUUUCCAUUGACAGAUAUAUAGUAAUCAGUAAGCCACUCUCCUAUGAGCGCUUGCUGUCAAAAUCAAGAGCGUUUUGUGUCAUAUUCCUUGUUUGGUGUUAUUCUAUUGGCAUUGCCUUAGUACGAGAACUGGAAAGGAGAUAUUACACCGUGUUUGUCACGGGAUUUUCUUUCCUACUACCGCUGGCGAUUAUACUAUUUUCAUAUGCCAACAUAUUCAAGGCAGCGAAAUUUCAAGCACGGCGAAUCCAACGCAGCUGUCUACACAAUGAAAACCUCGGCUCCAGGAAGAGCAAAAAACAUCUCGAAAAAGAGUUAAAAGCAGCUAAGACAAUUUCAUUGGUCAUAGGUGCAUUUCUUGUAUGUUGGUUACCCUUAUUUUUGUUAUCUAUUUUAAAUGUGCAUUGUUCUGAAUGCAGGAUAACAUUUGAAGGUGUCAUCAUUGUCAAAUGGCUUCAUUAUACAAACUCUGCAUUGAAUCCUAUCAUUUACUCCAUGCAUAAUCGCGACUUUCGAGCCGCUUUGCAAUUAAUCUUGCUCAAUAGGAAUAGCAACGCGUUGGAUUCGGUUGAAAACAGUAUGAAUAGCGUACAUCACGUUAUUUCAAGAGCAAUACAGCCUUUACGCAAUCGAACUUGGAGUGGAACAAGAACAUCUCGUGUUUGAUUGGGGUAAAUAAAGUUAUUUCAAAAAAAAACCCGUUUAGAAGAGUGGAAGAAAAGCAUAAGUGAUAGACGACAAAAAACCUUUCCAAUAUCAAGGAAUAGCGUAUCACAUAGGCUGCAUCACAACAUGAGCAAGAACAGACAUGAUAAUACGGAGAAAUCAAAUAGUUAAGUCCAAAAAAACCCAAUUGAAUCCGAAUGAAUCGAUGAGCGAAUAUUGUGUACCAUGCACAAAUUAAACAUUAUAUUGACAUAAAAACAACAACACAGCAUGCAGUAAAAUAUCUUUGAUAACAUGAAAAAGAUUAAAAAUGUCAGGUAUGAUGUCAAACGGUAUUAAUGCAAGCCAAGUACGGCAAAUCAUAUUAAUGUUUGUAUACAAUGUGAUAGUAAACAAGGCAAUUAAAAACAACA